GGAGAGAGAACUACUGCACCUCUCAGCUCCGGACGGCUUCAACUUUCUGCAAACCUUCCGGAAGUCCAGACAUUACAUUGAUAUCACUUCUCUCGCAUCAAUUGCUUAUUUUGUACGCAAAAGGAGGACCGGGACUCGAUAUUUCCACACCACGACUCGGAGAUUUUGGACCAUUGGACCCUCGAACCCUCGAACCCUCGUCGGGCCAGACAGCUUUAGUGAACCGUACUGGUAACGGUUGCCAAUACAUUAUCUAGCGACCAGCAAUUCGAUACACCUAUAUCAUGCCUUGGUUCUCCUCUUCUCGCUCCUCCCACUCCUCCUCGCACUACCCCUCCCACUCCCACUCCUCGUCCCGCCCCGCCUACGUCCGCUCCAGCGCCGGCUCCUCCUACUCCCGGUCCUCUACCUCCCACUACAAGCGCCGCCCGCGCGACGGCUAUAUCGCACGCCUGCUGCACAAGCUGAAGCGCCUGUUCCGCGAGCUGUGGUACUACGCGCGGAAGCACCCGAUGAAGGUGUUUUUCUUGGUGAUCAUGGUAAGUUUCGUCGAGACUUUUGGAAGAUGAUGAGGGGGUGCUAAUGGAGGUGGGUAGCCGUUGAUUUCUGGGGGUGCGCUCGCCGGGAUUGCGAAGCAGUUCGGGGUGAG
Eremomyces bilateralis CBS 781.70 is the source of this 649-nucleotide messenger RNA. RefSeq lists its product as uncharacterized. The transcript has a single exon. The record is from RefSeq and is a predicted model, not a curated record. NCBI's taxonomy places the organism in Eukaryota, Fungi, Ascomycota, Dothideomycetes, Eremomycetales, Eremomycetaceae. Bases 285 to 569 code for a protein of 94 amino acids.